AUGGAUUCUCGAGCCGAAACGCUUGCUGGGGAGAAAGAAGUUGGCAGGAGCGUUUCCCCUACUCCACCUGGAUCACUCAACAAAGAGAAGCUCGAAGCGAAUGGUAGCUUCGACGAAUCACCAACAGAUAAAGAAGAUGAUUCGAUCAGGGAUGCUCCAGCUGUCCAAGGAGGAGACGACGAUGAAGGGGAAUAUCCAGACGGCUAUCGUAUGGCCAUGAUCGUGGUUGCGUUGCUUCUCAGUAUCUUCCUUGUAUCUCUGGAUAUGACUAUAGUCGCUACAGCCAUUCCGAAAAUCACCGACGAAUUCGCUGGACUUGACCUAGUUGGCUGGUAUGGCUCUGCCUUCUUCCUCACCGUGGGAGCCUUUCAAUCGACCUGGGGAAAGGGCUACAAGUACUUCCCGUUGAAGACAACCUUCCUAAUCGCCAUCUUCAUUUUCGAGCUCGGAUCUCUCAUCUGCGGUGUGGCGCCCAAUAGUACAGCACUUAUUGUUGGAAGAGCCAUUGCUGGAGUUGGUGGAGCUGGUAUUGCAUCGGGUGCCUACACUAUUAUUGCUUUCUCGGCUAGACCAUCUAAGCGAGCAGCCUUUACCGGACUCAUGGGAGCAGCAUACGGUAUCGCCAGUGUCAUCGGUCCUCUCCUCGGAGGUGUCUUUGCUGAGAAUACUACGUGGAGAUGGUGUUUCUACAUCAAUUUGCCAAUUGGCGGAGUUUCAGCCGCCAUCAUCCUGUUCUUCUUCACCACACCAGCCCAAGCCGUCCCGGUCAAAGCUACCCUCAAGGAGAAGUUCCUGCAAAUGGAUAUGCCCGGUUCGUUCGUCAUCAUGGGAGCCAUCAUAUGCUACAUUCUUGCUCUUCAAUGGGGAGGGCAAACCAAAAGCUGGGACUCUUCAGAAGUGAUCGGGACGCUCGUCGGCUUCGUUCUCAUUCUUGCUGUUUGGGUUGUCAUUGAAUGGUACCAAGGGGAGCGUGCCAUGAUCGUGCCACGCCUUCUCAAGGACCGCCAUAUCUGGAGUGGGAUGGUCUUCAUCUUCUUCCUCGCAGGUGGCUUCUUCCUCCUUCUCUACAACCUCCCAAUCUACUUCCAAGUCGUCAGUGGAGUCUCUGCAUCCGACUCUGGUGUCCGCAAUUUGCCACUGAUUUUGGGAUGUACCAUUACCACAAUUAUCUCUGGUGGCAUGAUCUCAGCAUUUGGUGUUGCUGUUCCUUGGAUGAUUGGAGGAAGCGCUAUCGCAACAAUUGGCUCUGGACUUCUCUACACUCUGAACACACACUCCUCGUCCUCGGCAUGGAUCGGUUACCAGGCUCUUUCUGGUAUUGGUAUUGGUCUGUGUCUGCAAGUUCCCAUCAUCAUCGGCCAAGCUGUCUCGAAACCUGAGGAUCUUUCCUCAGUCACAGCUAUGAUCCUAUUUGCGCAAACAAUCGGAGGUGCAUUCUUCGUCUCCGCCGGUCAAGUCGCUCUCUCGAACGUCUUGCAAAGCAGUAUCCUAAAGUAUGCUCCAUCCACAACCCCAGCUGAUGUUCUCGUUGUUGGUGUGACGGAGAUCCGGGAUCACUUCCCAGCAGAUGUCGUACCUGACAUCGUCACAUCAUACAUGAAGGGCCUCCAAGCCGCGUACGCCAUCGCGAUCGCCAGCGCUGGUAUUGCAGUAAUCUUCUCACUAUGCAGCAAGUGGACAAACUUGAAGGGCAAGGUACAGCCGGGCGGUGCCGCUUGA
This is a messenger RNA of Cadophora gregata, 1719 nucleotides long. RefSeq lists its product as uncharacterized. Bases 1 to 1719 code for a protein of 572 amino acids. Gene Ontology annotation, molecular function: transmembrane transporter activity. Lineage: Eukaryota; Fungi; Ascomycota; Leotiomycetes; Helotiales; Ploettnerulaceae. Gene Ontology annotation, biological process: transmembrane transport. The record is from RefSeq and is a predicted model, not a curated record. The transcript is spliced from 2 exons.